GACAACUCAGUGUUUUUUAUAGAGCAGCACAACAUUUAGUGAAAAAAUUUAUUUUUUAUAUUGUUUUAGAUUUUUUUGUUUAAAAAAUAAUAAUAAAUGCUCAAAAUCUAAACAAAUAAACCACAAGUAUUAAUAACUAAAUAAUAUUUGUAUACAAAUUAAAAAAAUAAUACCAAUUAUUAAGAAAAUAUGUAUCAAAUGUAAAAAAACCAAAACGCCAGCAAUAAUGCAUUAAAAAUAAGAUUUGGAACACAACAACAAUUGCCUGCGUGGAUGUAUGGGGAGAAAUCUAUAAGAAAACAUAAUAGAAUUAAAAAAAAUAGAUUACAGAAAUUCUAACAAAAAAAAUCAAAAAUAUCGCAGAUAAUAAAUAGAAAAUUAAUUAAAUUUGAUUGAAAGUGUGAGUGAAAACAAUAGCACACAAAGCAUUGGAGUAUGAGUAAUAGUGCAGCAACUAAUGGUGCCAAUGGCGGUAGCCGUCGCGCACAACAAGUGGAUUGGAAUCGUUUUGGUUUAGGCAACGAAGAUGAUGGGGAAGUGGUGGUGGCAAAUUUUCGCCAGCGAGCCAAUACCGGAGGCUUUAUAGAUUUAGGCAAUGAACACACUUAUGCUUCAGGUGGCCAUCAGGCUUCGGGAGCCAAUGAAAUAUUUGCCCAAGAACAGGGCGAUAAACCUUGGUGGCGUUCCAAUUUUUUUAUAUCCCAGCCCGUUUUAUUCGGCACCUGGGAUGGUGUAUUUACCUCCUGCCUAAUUAAUGUGUUUGGUGUUAUAGUUUUUCUGCGUUCCGGCUGGAUAGUAGCCCAAGCCGGCAUUUUAAAUGCCAUUUUAAUUAUAUUUUGCACAGUGGUUAUAGCAUUGGUCUCUGUGCUUUCUGCCGUAGGCAUAUGUGAACGUUGUCGGGUGGAAAGUGGUGGUGUAUAUUUCCUCAUAGCCCAUACUUUAGGUUCCAGAUUUGGUGGAUCCUUAGGUUUGCUCUACUGCUUUGGCCAGGCUGUAGGUUGUGCUUUGAAUGUCAUGGGUUUUGGUGAAUCUAUGGCUGGAUUGGUGGGCUUGGAAGAUAAUAAAUGGGCCAUCAGAGGUUUUGCCACCGCAGCUGUUUUACUAUUGGGUUGUAUUAAUGUGGCCGGAGUAAAAUGGGUCAUUAAGUUGCAAUUUAUUUUGCUUAUGAUUUUAUUGGUAUCCGCUUUGGAUUUUAUGGUGGGCAGUUUUAUUGGAGAAGAUAGGGAAAAUGGCUUUGACGGCUGGGCCAGCAAUAAUUUUGUGUUAAAUUUUUGGCCUAAAUAUGAGGAUGGCUACUCCUGGUUUAGGGUAUUUGGUGUGUUCUUCCCCACCGUCACUGGUGUUUUGUCGGGCAUUAAUAUGAGUGGAGAUUUGAGAGCUCCAUCCACAGAUAUACCCAAUGGCACUCUAGCUGCUUUUGGAACUUCAACCUUCCUUUAUAUGGUGUUCCUUUUGUUUUUGGGCUCCACCUGUCAAAGAGAAACUUUAUUAACCGAUUUUAUGAUAGUGGUUAAGGUGUCCGCUGUUCAUUUACUAUUGGUGGCGGGUAUUUAUGUGUCCAGUAUGUCUUCAUGUUUGGGUGCCAUGUAUGGCACACCUAGAGUGUUGCAAAGUAUUGCCAAGGAAAGUGUUAUACCCGGCAUUGAUAUUUUAGCUAAAGGACGUGGUCCUAAUAAAGUGCCUCUCUAUUCUAUGGGUGUGGUAGCCGUUGUCACUGUUACAUUUAUCAUAGUGGGCGAUAUUAACUUUUUGGCCCCCAUUGUUACUAUGCCUUUUUUGCUUACGUAUGCUUGUAUUGAUUAUUCCUAUUUUGCUUUGGCCCAAACUUUCGAUAUACAAGAACAACGCGAAGAACGUUUUCGCAUACAGGCCUCCUCACCCUCCUACGAAACCCGUCGUUAUGGUGCCACUCAAGAAGGCAAUGAUUUAGAUUUAUUAUUUCCCGAUCGAGUACGCCAUAAAAAUCUACAAAGUCCCCAAAAUUCACCUUUACAUGUGCCUUCAAACACCAACAAUGCUACACAACAAAAUGGCAAUGUACCAACAGAAGCCACUUCCUCAACAUCAAAUGCCGCAUCCUAUGCAGAAGGUGUGAAUAGUACAAAUGCUGAGGAUAAUUUAGAGACUGUUACCACCCAGGACAAUGAAGAUGAGGAACCUAUUGCCCCCAUUAGACCGCCUAUACAUUCCAAAACGAAAAAUUGGUAUUCAGGUUAUUGCAAUAGAUGGGCUUCGUUAUUGGGAGCCUUUACGAAAAUUUUGGUUAUGUUGUUGGUGAACUGGUAUUAUGCCUUAACCUGUUUUGUAGUAGUUUUCGUUAUUUGGUUUUAUGUGGGCACUGCAAAUCCUGCUGUUAAACCAGGUCUUACAGCAGAAUUUAAUUUCUUUGCUUGGUUGAAAAGUGUUAUAUUCCGGUGUUUCGGUAAACGCAUGCAUGAGUAUGAGCAAAUUGUGGUUACACCUUCAUGCCCUGGCGUAGAUCUUUCUCCCACUCAACUUAAUGAAGACAAUGAAGACUUUUCCCAAAGAAGGAGAUAUCAUCAUUCAUCUGUAGUGGAAGGCCAUUUAGUUAAUGAUAUUUAAAAGCAGCUUUAAUUUAAACUUACACACACACACCAUUAAAUAAACGCCACUUUAAAUAAGCUGGACCAACCUCAGAUAAAUUAUACGCCCUAAACCUUUAUAAAUCUAUAUAAAAAGAAAGUAAAAGAGAUAAAAACAAUAAUUUGAAUCUAAACGUUAUAUAGUU
This is a messenger RNA of Lucilia cuprina (Australian sheep blowfly), 2749 nucleotides long. RefSeq names its product solute carrier family 12 member 8. Gene Ontology annotation, biological process: potassium ion import across plasma membrane; chloride transmembrane transport; chloride ion homeostasis. Lineage: Eukaryota; Metazoa; Arthropoda; Insecta; Diptera; Calliphoridae. Gene Ontology annotation, molecular function: potassium:chloride symporter activity. The coding region runs from base 436 to 2583 and encodes 715 amino acids. Gene Ontology annotation, cellular component: membrane. The transcript has 7 exons. The record is from RefSeq and is a predicted model, not a curated record.